This is a messenger RNA of Talaromyces atroroseus, 1902 nucleotides long. RefSeq lists its product as hypothetical. The coding region runs from base 1 to 1902 and encodes 633 amino acids. The transcript is spliced from 3 exons. The record is from RefSeq and is a predicted model, not a curated record. Lineage: Eukaryota; Fungi; Ascomycota; Eurotiomycetes; Eurotiales; Trichocomaceae.
AUGCACCGGAUCAUCAUCAUUAUCCCCUGUGUUUGCGCCAUCGUCGCCAUUUUUGUUCUACACAGGCGUUAUGUCCAUCGACUCCGCUACGAGGAUGCCCAUGACAAACACAAAUCCUUAGAUUUUGGGAUGGAAGUCGUGAGAGCAAAUCCGGAAAUGGGAGAAAAGCCUCACAAACGGGGCGGAUUGUCCUUGGACGUUGGAAACAGUCCUUAUUUGCUGCCGCCAGGACUACAUGAUUCGAAAGAAUCUCUCCGAUCACCCUCACUGAUUACGAGUCCGGAAGACGACAAAUAUCGUCUAGCUGCUCAUAGUGAUGCUGGGUCAUUAAGAUCCUUCCGGUCCAACCCAAGAUGGGGCAACGAUGAUGCGUCAAGUUUUGUAGGAUCCACUAGGCAGAUGCCUACAAUGGCCGAUGAGAUGGACCAAGGCCUUUUACAAAAUGCUUCCGGAAUGUCGAGGUCGCCUCCGGUAGGCGGCAUACCAACAUCUCCUUUAGCUGCAGACCCCAUCCUCAAUGAAAAGUACUCAAGUGAACCGAAAGCGAUGGAUAAGAAACAUUCGUCAAUGGAUAGCUCGCCUCCAGACUUUGAAUCCGUCACUGACUCGAGUGCGGAUUUACCUAAGGAGUUGGAGUCUUCUGUACCUUCCGCACAUAACGAUGAGAUGUUCCUGGGCUCUUAUGGACAACAAAAAGCAGGAAACCUCACUGCUGACAAGGCUGAAGGAAACCAUGUCCCCAAUGAAACAUCUCACACUACUACUCGUUCUAGCCUCAACGGUUUUGAUUUCGGAACAGGUAACAAUGAUGCAAAUAGCGAGCACCACGACAUUCCCAUCAUACAGGAGACCACUACAGACACCCCUCCAGUAGGCCUUCCAAGAUUGUCUCUCCCUAUGAGUGAAACGAGUGAUUAUGGGGAUGAACCAAAGUCGAACUUGUCGCCGUCAGUAAACGUGUCAGAGGCGGAAGAUCAGCCCCGCGAGUCAGAAGAUAACCAUCAGCCUGUCAACAACCGUGCGACCCAAGCCUUCACAAAAUUCGACGAAGGUUUCGAUCCACACAGGCUAACUGUCGGUAUCCGACCUCUUCCCCCAGAAGACCCUUCCGAUAACGCCGAGCAGAGAGCCAACAGAAUUCGUUCUUUCUACAAGGAGUACUUCGACGAUUCUAGGGGUGUUCCUGAAGAAUACUACGAGGACUUUGGCUCGGAGUUCUACGACGAUGCUGCCGUUUACGACCCAUACACUGGUGACUAUGUCGUGGGACCACCGAAACCCUUCGCUCAACCUAUGGCUCGUCGCGCAAUGACGCCUCCACCCCGUUUCCAAGGACCUCCUCGGCCCUUGCACUCAGCUGCAGGAAUGAGGGCACCUGGUCCUCGUGCUUUCUCGUCCGCUUCAGCCCGACUACCUGCCAACCAGGGACCUCGCAAACCAGCUCCUCCUCCGGAACCCUUACAUGUUUUGCCCUCACCUCACCUGAUUAAGGACGACAUGUCUGUGCUGCCGGUGGAUUACGCCCCAGCUAAAACGUUCAAGGAGCGGCAAGAAGGUCGCCCUGAUAGUCCUCAUGGGGGAUUACGCCCCUUCACACCAUCGGCUCGUUCUCAUACUCCUUUGGUAUCAUCUUUCGAUGACCUUGCUGCUAUUCCGAGCCCUCACGCUAUGAGAAAAUCCGGAUUAUACACAACGUUGGACUUCGCACCUCCUGCCCGAUUUAGAAACGAUACUGGUAGCGAUGCCGGUAGCAUACGUAGCAACCGUACCGGUAUUUCGGCUGUUCACACACACAACAUUCGUACAGGCGCGUAUCGUGUCAGUCGCCUUCCCCCAGGAGUGGUGGGCACAAAGGAUGACCUCUUCGCAAGCCUGAAGCCGAGUAUGGAUUUGAACCGAUAG